AUGAAAAUUGCUGUAGUAGGUUGCGCUCAUGGAGAAUUAGACAAAAUAUAUGAAGCUCUUAAUCAUUUAGAAACCGAAAACGGUUUAAAAGUUGAUUUGCUGAUAAUAUGCGGAGAUUUUCAAGCUGUCAGAAAUCCGGCAGAUUUGCAAUGCAUGGCUGUUCCUCCGAAAUUCAGAAAACUCAAUACAUUUUAUAAAUAUUAUUCUGGUACUAAGACUGCACCAGUUCUGACAAUUUUUGUUGGUGGUAACCAUGAAGCUUCUAACUAUUUGUCUGAGCUAGCUUAUGGGGGUUGGGUUUGUCCAAAUAUAUUUUAUAUGGGAUAUGCCAAUGUGAUAAACGUCGGCGGAAUUCGGAUUGCUGGGCUAUCAGGUAUAUAUAAAGGUCGUGAUUACCUUAAAGGCCACUUUGAAACGCCACCAUAUGACGAAUCUUCCAAAAGAAGUGUUUACCAUAUUCGAAAUAUGGAUGUGUUUAGACUGAAGCAGAUAAAAAGCCAUCUAGACAUAUUUAUAUCACAUGAUUGGCCAGUAGGGGUUUACAAUUAUGGCGACAAAGAGAAACUUUUACAACGUAAAUCGUUUUUUAAAGACGAAAUGGAUAACAACCAGCUUGGCAGCCAGCCUGCUCAAGAGUUGCUAUUUAAAUUAAAACCAUCUUAUUGGUUUGCAGCUCAUUUACAUUGCAAAUUUGCUGCUAUUGUACCACAUGAAGACAGUGAAAAGAAAACUUGCACAAAAUUUCUUGCCUUGGAUAAAUGUUUACCCCGUCGACAAUAUUUGCAAAUACUUGACAUUGAGAGUAAAACAGAAUCGACUCACCUUGAAUAUGAUCCCGAAUGGUUGUGUAUUCUUCGGUCAACGAAUCAUUUGCUAAACACUUCAAGAAGAAACUCAUUUAUGCCUGGUGUUGGCAGCGAUGAAAGAUGGGAUUUCACACCAACUGAAGACGAGUUGAAUGGCGUGAUGGAGUUAUUGAACUCGGAACUAAAAGUUCCUCUUAAUUUCGCUACAACAUCAGAACCUUACAAUCCUGCUAGCCCCAGUUCACCACGAGAUAACAGUUUGAAAUCUUACAUUAAUCCUCAAACUGAGACAUUUUGUAAGUUACUCGACAUCACCGAUCCCUUCUCUCUUGUUUGCAAUAAUUCAAAUGGAAAUCUGAGCAUUGGUGAAUUUUCUCGCACUGAUUACUCUUCGUUUUUAUCUUCCUCAAAUCCUGAUGAAAUUAACAUCAGCGACGAGGAUUCGGCCGAGGAAAGCACACCCAGCCCGAUAAAGCCUGUGAAUGAACCUUUGUUGCAAUUUCCAGAAAUUAAGGAAGUUAAUGUAUCUUUGGAUGAUAGUAAAAGUGAGGAGAAAGAAGUGAGCAGCUCUGCUAAAGUCUUCAAAAGAAGAAACUGGGCAUUGUAUAAAUCAGAGGAAGAUGAUUCGGAACAAACUAAUGAAUCUUAGUGUUUCAAAAAUAAGCAGCAAUAAUAAUUUUUAUGUAAUGAAACAGAGUAAAAAGGUUAAAAUAUUUUUACAUUGAAACCAUACUUUACAUCUUUAAUCUUAUGUUCCUAUCUUUGUCAUAUUUUUCAUUCACAUGUUUCGUUUUCUUUGUUAUUACUGCCUCUCGUUCUUUUUUUGCUUGAUACUGAAUUUUUUUUCUCCUACCUCUAUGCUUUUCUCUGUUCUAUCAGAUACGUUCUGAAUUAUACUCGUCCUUCUAAUUUUGCCAAUCAAAAGGUUAAAAGUCUUGAAGUUUUUCAAUUAUUUUGUGGAAGGGAUCGAGAGGGACUCCCCUUUCAGUGCCUAAAGGUAGUCUAAAGCCUGCCCCAUAGUUUGAACCUCCUGGAUUUUCAAAACACAAUGUAAUUAUGCAUUUUGCAUGUAUUUUAAGAAAUAAAUGUGAUAGAAAGAUGCCAAAGCAUAAAAACUUGUUAAUGGAAAAGGUUUGAUGUAAAAAUACUAACCUGGGAAUAUAAUGUUUCCCAUGCUGGAUUUACUUCAGUUGUGUAAUGUUACCAAUAGGAUGUCAUUAUUGUAGCCUUUUUAGGAGGGCUAUUGUUAAAUAAAUUUGUAAAUAAUUUUUGGAGGUACUUAGAAAUGGUUUUCAAAGCAAAUGCAAUUAUGUAUUGCAUUUUGUGUCGUGAAAUCAUAAUUAUAUUCACGAUAAAAUGAAAUAAAUCAUGUAAAAUGCUCUUUUAUGAAUUUGUAAAACAAUGCAUGAUAUAUCUGAUGUAGAAAUGAUUUUCCAUCAUUAUGAAAUUUCCAAAAGCUUAUUUAUGAACUUGGUUUUGUUUAUUGUUAAUUGAUUAUUGCUGUAAUUAUCAGUUGAUGAACUAUUCAACUGAAAAUUACACAAAUGUAUAGAUUACAUUUGCUUAGAAAGUUUACUGUAAAAAUUGUGGAUGUAGCAUAAUGUAAAAAUAAUUUUGCCAAGCUUUUUAAAAUUGUGUUUUUUGAAAUAUAAAUGAAUUAUUAUCAUUUUAAUGCCAACUUGAGUUGUAUUGCAAAGGAUAAUGGGGACAAAAACUUUCUACCAUGUCUUUCCAAAAAGAUUCCCAGGUCAAAAAGUUAAUUUUGUAGCAGUACAAAUGUUUUGUACUAUCUAAUAAAACUUUCCAUGUUUUCUGUUUGUGAUCAAUUUUAGCUUUAUUUAAACGAAUUCUACAAGUUAUAAUUCAAAAUUUGUACUGAACAGUAAAUUAAGUUUAACCCAAGUUUUGUGCAUUGCUUCGUUUGUAAAUAAUUAUUGCAAUUUAAACAUUGGCAGAAAAGCAUACAGAAUGCUUUUGUAAUUUGUUUCUCCUUAUUGGUCAAUAGAGCAUUGGCCCACUAGCAGAAUUUUCAAAUUCAGUUCAUAACUAUCAUUACCUUCACCUGUUCUUAAAAUUUCAUAUUCUUCCAAGUUUGCAGGUUAACAGACCAUUUGGUUCUGGUAUUUUUUCCCCGCAUUGAUAUGAAAUCAAAACAUGUUAACCGAAUCCAGUUUGAACUUCAUUACAAUAAUCUAUUGCC
Molecule: messenger RNA, 3006 nt
Organism: Uloborus diversus
Lineage: Eukaryota; Metazoa; Arthropoda; Arachnida; Araneae; Uloboridae
Gene: ldbr
Exons: 2
Coding region: 1-1455 (484 amino acids)
Biological process (GO): mRNA splicing, via spliceosome
Cellular component (GO): nucleus
Molecular function (GO): RNA lariat debranching enzyme activity
Source: RefSeq, a predicted model, not a curated record